AUGUCCCGACUGGUGAAGAUCAUCGACUUUCCUUCUGUCUUGCUUUCUUCCUUCCUCUCCGACAACAACAACAACAACAACAACAACGACGCACCUCUUGGUUCAUUCUUCAUUUCCUUGGAUCGUGGGUUUGGUUUGGUUUCUCGCUGGUUUUGGAAGAUAGGAUUUGGCAUGAGAAUGGCGACAACAACCGAACAACCUCUCUCGAAGAAGGCGGGCCUUCUGGUGACCGUGUCGGAACGGACACCGCUCCUGCGAGGCGACUCGGCGGCUUCUUCCACGUAUGGCAGCAACGAGAACGAGUACAAGUAUGUCGUCGACUUUGAGGGACCCGACGAUACCGAGAAUCCCAUCUACUGGCCGAAGGCGUACAAAUGGACCGCCGUCUUCCUGCUUGCGUUGUUUUCCUCCACCGUGUAAGUCGUCUUCGGCGUCAACCCACAACGCCGAGAGAGACUUCCCCACUGACAGCGGUCUGUAGAGCGUUCACGGGCGUCUCCCUGGUUCCUGUAGCCAACACCAUCAUCCAAGAACUCGGCGGUAGUGCUGCCUCUUCCGCCUCGUCGACCGUCCUCCUCGUGACCAUCUGGGAACUCGGCGAGGCAAUCGGUCCCCUCUUCCUCGCUCCUCUCUCCGAGAUGUACGGCCGUUAUCGCGUCGUCAACACGGCCAACAUCAUGUUCACGGCGUCAACAAUCCUCGCUUCGUUCGCGCCUUCCAUUCCCACCCUGAUCGGAGCCCGGUUCCUCAGCGGACUGAGUAACUCCGCGAGUGUUUUGAAUCCGGCCAUCGUCGGCGACAUGUUCCCUCCCGAGGAACGUGGGGCCGCAAUGAGUAUUCUCAUCUUCGCACCCAUGUGUGGAGGAGCAGUCGGGCCCGCGGUUGCUGGGAUCAUCGCUGAAAACUUGGGUUGGCGAUCUGUGCUCUGGAUUGCAGCUUCCAUGGCGGGGCUGUGCGAAGUCUUCUUCCUGAUCUUCUUCAAGGAGACUUUUGCCGUUACCAUCCUCGCGAGGCGGGCAGAGCGGCUGAGGAAGGACACGCAGAUUUCGGCUUUCAAGAGCAUACACGAGGUCCAAGGGACGGAAUUGGAGAAGAAGCCAACCAUCAUGGGCACUCUGCUGCGACCGGUCGUGGUCCUGUCCAAAUCGGGUGUAUUGCAGGUCCUGAGCCUCUUUGGAGCGCUGAGCUUCGCGUACUGGUACGUCGUGGCCACCACCCUCCCGGAGAUCCUGAGUGACAUCUACGGCCUCUCGCCCUCGACAGUCGGCGCGUCUUUCCUGUCCUUCAGCGCGGGUUGUAUCAUGAUGAUCAUUCUCUGCAACCGCACACUCGACCGCAUCUACACCGGCCUCCGCGACAAGAACGCCGGCCUCGGAAGACCCGAAUUCCGCCUCCCCCUCGCCAUCCUCGGCGGAGCCUUCCUGCCCGUCGUCGUCUUCUCCUACGGCUGGGUCCCCUCCGCGCGCCUCCCCCUCCCCGUCUGCCUCCUCACCGUCGGCGCCAUGGGCGCAUGCACCCUCCUCGGAUGCCUUCCCCUCACCGCCUACGUCGUCGACGCUUUCGGCUUGUACUCGGCCUCUGCCAUGACGGCCGUCGUCGUCAUGCGGUGCCUCAUGAGUACCAUCCUGCCCCUCGUCACGGGCGAUCUCAUCUCCCGCAUGGGCUACCGCAAUGCUUUUGGAGUUUUAGCGCUCGUUACGGCUUGUAUCGUGCCGCUGCCGGUUCUCGUCUGGCGGUAUGGACCCGUGUGGAGACAGCGAUCUAUGUAUACCCGACAGCAAUUGUGA
Lecanosticta acicola is the source of this 1787-nucleotide messenger RNA. The record is from the annotation of a GenBank genome assembly. Lineage: Eukaryota; Fungi; Ascomycota; Dothideomycetes; Mycosphaerellales; Mycosphaerellaceae.